This is a messenger RNA of Ceraceosorus bombacis, 953 nucleotides long. NCBI's taxonomy places the organism in Eukaryota, Fungi, Basidiomycota, Exobasidiomycetes, Ceraceosorales, Ceraceosoraceae. The record is from the annotation of a GenBank genome assembly.
AUGGAGCGCAUCACGGAGUCCGCGAUCAAACGGCCGCCGUCGCCAUCGCGCAUCGCAUUUCAACACGCAUACAUUGCCUCACCGCAACAAGUCGACUCCAACCUGUUGAUACUGCUGCACGGUCUUGGAGAUACGCAAGCGUCGUAUGUCGAUUUGGGAAAACAGCUGCAGCGAGCGCUGCCACAGUGCGCCGUCUUGGCCCUAAGAGGUGCGAGGAGCGUACCGCUGCUGGGCGGAGGCAUGUGGUGGGAUGCUUGGGAUCCGCUUGGAGAGAGUGAGUAAUCGGCGGGUGAGGGUGCGGGUGCGGGUGCUUGCGUGCGUGCAUGCGAAGCUGACUCUUGACUCUUGUUUCUGCGCCCCCCGCCCCCCGCAGUGCUUCCCGCAUCCGCUCAAAAUCCUGCCGCAUUCAUCGACGAUUUCAAAAAGCUUUUGGAUGAGUUGACGAUGCGCGGAUGGCAGAGCGAGCAUGUGCACUUGCUCGGAUUUGGACAGGGAGCUACAGCUGCGCUAGAGGGCACGCACGCUUGGUGCAGAGCCAACAAGCGCUUGCUGGGAAGCGUCGUCGCAGUGUGUGGUGGCAUGUUGAGCGUGAGUGGCGGGGCGGGGCGAGAGCGGGGCAAAAGUGUGCUGCUGCCCUGCAAGCAUCACUGUAGUGACACACACGUCUGCCCACCACCCACCCUCACCAGUUUCCUAAUCCUCCACCGCUCGACGUGCCAGUCCUGCACAUUCAUCCGCCCGCCGCAGCACAUCAACGAGCUCAGACGACGCUGCAACGCGCAUUUCAGCCACUCGUAGUCAUGCCUCUCUCAGACGACGCACAGGACAGGAUGCCUCGAGGCAAAGAGUGGGAGAUGGUGGUUCGAUUUUGGAGCGAAAAGGGCAGGUGGAGGAAUAGAGCAGCCUGGGAACUCAAAGGCGAGGUCUACGCGGUCCCGGGGGGGCAGUCGUGA